AUGAAGAUAAUCGAAUCUGGAGCUUACCAGUCUUGGCGAGAUGAACACGAAGAGCCUGCACGCCAAGAUCCUAUGGGUUACACCAUCGGCUGGAUCUGCGCCAUAGAGAAAGAGUAUGUUGCCGCCCAAGUUUUUCUUGAUGAAAAAUAUGAGAGGCCCGAUCGUUUGCCCCCCAACGAUAACAACAAAUAUACGCUUGGUAGGAUCGGAAAGCAUAAUAUCGUUAUCGCUGUGCUUCCAAAUGGCAAAUACGGAGUGUCAUCCGCGGCGGGCGUUGCAAGAGACAUGCUGCAUAGUUUUCCCAACAUCAGAAUUGGCCUGCUGGUUGGAAUCGGCGGCGGCGCACCGAGUUUGACGCAUGACAUCCGACUUGGUGAUGUUAUAGUGGGUGUUUCCAACAAUGGAAAAAGUGCUGUCUUCCAGUAUGACUUUAGAAAGGCCAUACAAGGCCAGGAAUUCCUCAAGACAGGAUUUUUAAAUCAGCCACCGCCGGUUUUACGAACAGCUAUUAAUGGGCUGAUGGCACAGUAUGAGAUUGAGGGGAAUCAACUAAGAGAAGCAGUCGAUAGCGUACUCAAUAAGAAUCCGAGACUACGAAAGAGAGGUUAUAUGCGACCUGAAGCAAUUACCGAUAGGCUCUAUCGGUCGCAAGUCAUUCAUCCUCUAAAUAGCGGGACUUCCUGUGCGACAGUCUGUGGUGACGAUCCAUCCAGCCUUAUCAAGCGGCACCAACGGGAGGAAGAUGAUGAUGACCCGCUCGUCCACUAUGGUCUGAUAGCUUCGGCGAACAUGCUUAUGAAGGAUGCCUUAGUUCGAGAUGAACUUAUAGCAAAGGAGGGUAUCCUUUGCUUUGAAAUGGGAGCCGCCGGUCUUAUGAAUCACUUUCCAUGUCUGGUUAUACGUGGAAUCUGCGACUACUCAGACUCACACAAAAGUACAUUGUGGCAGGGCUAUGCAGCGAUGACAGCUGCAGCAUAUGCAAAAGAUCUUCUCCAUCGAAUAGCUCCAAUUAAAGUUGAAGCCCAGAAAAAGAUUAGUGAUGUUUUAUCUGAAAACCACCUGGAUAUUGCAGAACACCAUCGAGAUAUUGCAAAGGAAGAGCCUAAAUCCCUGGAAGAUUUCGCAAAUGAGAGGCUAUCUAAAGAAGAACAAGAGUGUCACCAGCUUUUCCGCCUUACAUCUGGUGGCAAAGACACUACGUAUGAAUGGUAUAAAGACCGGAUUGAUGAGAGAGUCGAGAAUACAUGUCUUUGGCUCCUACAAAACGAGCACUACCAAAAGUGGUUAAAACAAGAGUCCGGGCCCCUGCUAGUUACAGCAGAUCCUGGCUGCGGGAAAUCAGUUUUAGCGAAAUAUCUUAUCGACCACGGGCUACCACGACCAGCAACCACACAUAUCUGCUACUUUUUUUUUAAAGACGAAGACCAAGACACCUCUCACCAAGCACUCUGCGCACUGCUUCAUCAAAUAUUUUCUCAAAUGCCGUUUUUAAUUAAACAUGCUAUGCAAUCAUUCCGUAAUAAUGGGGAAAAUUUAAUUACACAUACAGACUCUCUCUGGACAAUUUUACAAGAUGUUACCAGAGACCCAGAGGCAGGGUCUAUAAUUAUAGUCCUUGAUGCUCUGGAUGAAUGUGCGGAGUCUGAGUUUAUGGACUUAAUGAGGAAUAUCGAAAGUCAAUUCAAUGGCAAUCAGUUAAGCGGCACCAAGAGCAAGCUAAAAUAUCUUCUCACAUGUCGCCCAUACGAGCAAAUUAUAACACAAUUCCACAAGCUAUUAAAUUCUUUUCCAAAUAUCCACAUACCAGGAGAGGACGAAUCAGCAGUCAUCUGUCAGGAGAUAGAUGACUUUAUUAAAUACCAAGUCAGCUAUUUACCACUAUCGGCCGGAAUUAAAAUUUACCUUCAGAAAAGACUGCAGGAAAUUCCGCACCGCACCUAUCUUUGGGUAUACCUUAUAUUCGACUAUAUAAAACAGGGAAACUUUAAAAUGACGUUACAAGGCGCUGAAUCUAUCAUACAAACUCUCCCUAAAAGUGUUAAUGAGGCAUAUGAGCAAAUUCUCAAUAAGUCUACGGAAAAGCGUAUGGUUCGGAAAGCCUUAAGUAUUAUCUUAGCUGCCAGUCGACCACUGACGCUAUCGGAAAUGAAUAUUGCUAUGAAUAUAAAGGACAUGGCACAAGAUGAUACAACACAAACUUUUUACGACCUUGAUUUAGAGAACGAAAUGGACUUUAAGUCGCGUUUACGGUCCUGGUGCGGAUUGGUUAUCUCAAUCUAUCGUGGCAAAAUUUACUUCUUCCACCAAACUGCUCGCGAAUUUCUCCUCGCAGCAUAUCCAACAUCCAUCCCAUCAACACCAUACUGGCAUCAUUCUAUUACUACUCGCCAUGCACAUUCUAUACUCGCAGAGCUCUGUGUCCUCUAUCUAAACUUGUUUAAUUCCUCUACUAUAGAGAUGGAUAUGACACCCAGCUACUUUACAGAUAGGAACGCUUUUUUAAACUACUCGGCUGAAAAUUGGGGUUAUCACUUCCACAAAGCUCACAUUACUGAUAACGCCGCUAUUAUACCUGCGACCUUAAGAAUUUGUGAUCCCAGUUCAAAAAGCUUCUUAGCAUGGUUUAAAACUUAUCAGCGGUCUAAAAAUCUAAGCCCUGAUGGGCAUAUUACGGAUCUUUUAAUAGCAACACACUAUGGUCAUCACGCUAUUGUUAAGGUGCUGGUCGAGAAUGGGGCCGAUAUUGAGGCAAAGGAUAGUAUGGGCCGGACGCCGCUAUCACAGGCUGCUGAGAAUGGGCAUGAGGCUAUUGUAAAGCUGCUGGUUGAAAAGGGAGCUGAUAUUGAGGCAAAGGAUCUCUUUGGCCAGACGCCGCUAUCACAGGCUGCUGAGAAUGGGCAUGAGGCUAUUGUAAAGCUACUAGUCGAAAAUGGGGCAGAUAUUGAGGCAAAGGAUGGUGUAUUUGGCCGGACGCCAUUAUUAUGGGCUAUUGAGAGCGGGCAUGAGGCUAUUAUGCAGUUGCUGGUUGAAAAAGGAGCUGAUAUUGAGGUAAAGGAUAUCAUGGGCCGGACGCCGCUAUUACAGGCUGCUGAGAAUGGGCAUGAGGCUAUUGUAAAGCUGCUGGUCGAGAAGAGGGCUGAUAGUAAGUAA
Messenger RNA from Trichoderma virens Gv29-8, 3150 nucleotides. RefSeq lists its product as uncharacterized. The coding region runs from base 1 to 3150 and encodes 1049 amino acids. The transcript has 2 exons. Gene Ontology annotation, biological process: nucleoside metabolic process. The record is from RefSeq and is a predicted model, not a curated record. NCBI's taxonomy places the organism in Eukaryota, Fungi, Ascomycota, Sordariomycetes, Hypocreales, Hypocreaceae. Gene Ontology annotation, molecular function: catalytic activity; protein binding.